Messenger RNA from Rotaria sordida, 231 nucleotides. The record is from the annotation of a GenBank genome assembly. NCBI's taxonomy places the organism in Eukaryota, Metazoa, Rotifera, Eurotatoria, Philodinida, Philodinidae.
AUGCUUUCGUUUCCUCGACAUGAAAAUUUUGAUUUUGAUCCAAAUCAAACAGAUAUUGAAUCAAUUGUAUUAAAUUUUGUAUCGAAUUCAUUGAAACUAAAUUUGAUCGAAUCUAAUUCAUUAUUAACAGUAAAAACACUUACUAAUGGACUUUCAAAUACACUUUUUGCUGUACAUUCAUCUGAAAAUCAAGGUGUUGUUGUAAGAAUUUAUGGAAAAAAUUCCGAUUUA